Haliotis rubra (blacklip abalone) is the source of this 3148-nucleotide messenger RNA. RefSeq lists its product as uncharacterized. The record is from RefSeq and is a predicted model, not a curated record. NCBI's taxonomy places the organism in Eukaryota, Metazoa, Mollusca, Gastropoda, Lepetellida, Haliotidae.
CGAUACUUGUCAACAACAAACAUGGCGUAGCAGACGAUGGCGGCAAAUUCAAUCUAGUAUUACUUUGAUUGUAACAUUGUGUGAAAGAGAUGUCACAGGCAGCUUUCUUGGAUGAUGUCGUUAGCUGGGAUGAGAAGAAAUGUUUGGAGAACCUUGAUGAAGCUCUGCCCAAGCUCAUUACAUGCUUACAUCAAGUGAAUGGUAUUGAAGAAGAAAUUGGUAUAUUGAAGAUAAUCUGCCACUCUUUCCUCCCUUGUGUUAAACAACAUGAAGCUGAAAAGAAAAUCUUCAGCAAGAUUGCUGACAAGACGUGCAAGAAUUUUGACAAGAUUCUGGAUGGUAUUCGAAGUGGGAUCCACCAAGGGACGUGUCUCACAGCUGGGGAAAUAACACAGUCACUUGAGAUGGCUGUGGAGGUGGUGGACUGUGUGGAGAGCUGUGUAAGGGGCGUGUCCAGCAAUCAGCUGCAGGUGGAACAUGUGCACUCUCUCCCAGGCUGUACAGUCCACAUACUGGCAGGCUCCUACUCCCACUGCAAGGAUAGUGGCGACCUGUACAAGGACCUGUUGGGGAUGCUGUCUGAACCUCUCUCAUCUCUCUUCCGGAAAGCCCACAGUCUCCAGAUGGCGUUCCUGAACAUGGUAGACCGGACAACCAUCACUGGAGAAGCCUCAGAACAAGAUGUCCAGGAUCUAUGUCAGGUGUGUGACGGGUUAUUCGAGGUGUGUCAGAUUGUCACUGCACUUGACAUGAAGGUGGUGGUCAGCCUCUGGAAGGCAGUGUCCAAAAUCAGCAGCCAAUACAAGCACCUGCUACAGGGUCAGCUGGACAUGUGUCGCAUGAUAAGGCAUCUGUGUCAGGAGAUAAUGACAGGCUACCAGUACCUGUUUCAACUGCUGCCAAGGAUGGAUGACGAUGGAAUGGUCCAGUCCCAAGGGGAUGAGAAAGCAUUCGUCAAAUCUCUGAAGAUCCUGGGUUUCCAGGUGAAGAUCCUGGUUAUCCUGGUGAAGGAUUUCCGGGAUUACCUGGGUCAGUGUGAGAAGGAGGUGUUUGAGCUCGUCCUCAGCAUACACAGGUUGCUGCCUCCUAGCCUCUCAGCACCCAAGCUUCAGCAGACUCACUUGGACCAGAUCCGCUCACAGAUCAGUGUUGCUGUAGAUCCCUUGCUGUCCAGCCUCACUGGCAACAGACACUUCCGCCAGUGUGUCACUAGAUGCAAUAUAGAUGCUCCAGAGGACAGCCACCUGCCUCUACUGCUUGUACAGACUCUUAUCCUGGAAAUGCUGCCUAAAUGUUCAGGUGAUGAUCAGGACCAUUGGAUCCAUCCAACAGCACACCCUGAAGACACCCCAGUAGACAACAUAAUGCAGGCUGUCUUCAACAGCAUUGGGAAAUGCUAUGUGGAGCUGGCUUUGUCUGUGUGUCUGCCUGGAGCGGUCAUACCAGGGAAACAGCAGAGGGAUGCUAGUCUGUAUGAGUUUGUGUGUACAAGUUUGUGUGGCUUCAUUGGCAGCUUUCCAGCCAGGCAUUUUGCAGUCCUGGAAGAAAUCCUGUUUACCUACAGCCUGUCAUCUAACCCAUAUCAGGCCAGCAUGGCAGUCGACUGUUGGUGCUUCAUGGCCAGGUAUGGCAGUUCAGAGUUGUGUUACCAACAUGUGGUGCUGUUAGUGCGGAUGUACCAGGACCUGUCCAAGGUCCCUCACUCCCACCUGGCCACCUCCAGGCUCUCCGCAGUGCUGCACCGGCUAGCCAAGUUCCUCGCCCAGCAGCAUCAGCAAUCGCUACUAAAGGAAUUCCCACCAUCUGAAAAUGUCCAGCUCUGGAGUGAGUUGCCUCUUGUUGCCAUGACAACUAGCAUGGCAAGAGACGUGAUGGAGGAGUUGAUUAAACAUUGCACCAAGUCCAUACACAAUUGGAUCAACACCUCUGAGAAGACAGUAGGACAUCUAGACAGUUUGGUUGUAUGUGUGAAGUGCCUGGCCCACCUGUACAGCAGUCCCUCCCUGGUGGAGAAGUGUGUGACACCACAGCUCCAGUCUGUAGUUCUGGAGAAAGUCGCACACCUGUGGAGAACACUCGCUACAGCCUCAUGGGAUCCCAGUCCAGGCGUGGAAUCUCUGCUAGCUGCCAUGUACAGACUCAGUGCACAACUUGUGGCCUUCCUACCAACUCCGGACAUACUCCAGAUACUGACAGUGACACAGAGGUUGUUGGUUCAACCAUCUUCAGUGCUUCUGAGACUAGAAGUUGUGGGAUUUCUACAGAACUGCGGAGCUGCUAAACUGGCACCAUCAUUUGAGCAAAGCCAGGCCCUGCAUAAACUGCCUGAAGUGUUUUGCGCUAGCCUGAAGGACCCACACUGUAUUGUCCAGCACAGAGCACUACAGGCCUUCACUGGCUUUGCUGAGCAGACCGUACAUGAGUCUGUUGUGCCUGAGUGUCUGGAGAGAGAUGCCAGUCUACAGGACAGGGUGGUGGCCUUCUUGAAUAAGGUGCCAAGUGCUCCUUGUGGCGGAAAGAUGGACACAGUGCAGUAUCUUCGGUCACAGCUACAGAUGUUGAAUUCAUCAGAGGCAUUGCCAUGGAAACACGCUACAGAAGAAACAUCGUUGCAUGAGCCUUCCAGCAAAAGACCACGGAUGGAAAGUGAUGGACCUGAUGAGGAAACACAGCGUCACAAAGUACUCCAGAGUUUACAAUCGGCAUGCACAGAUGUGCAAAGUCUGCUUGGUGGAUCCAAGCAGCCAUCUUGGUUUGUGUCAGCAAUCCAAAAGACAGCAGCUGAACUUACACAGUGUUUACAAAACAGCUGAUGGAACUGAACUGAACAUGACAGUCUGUCAAAAACAGUUAAUUAAAACAGGCCUGUCUUUAUGGCGAGAAAAUAUGCUAUCAUGCAUUUUUGAACCUCAUAAAGGAUUCAUGUUUUCAGGAAAUGUUGAAGCUGUGUCGAGAAUGGAAUGUAUCAGUACAUGACAGUUAUUUAUGCAUUGUUGAUCCACUGUAAAUAUUGAUUGGAUAGACUCAUAUUGAGUGUCCAUGUUAUCACUUUGAAAUUAUACUGAACAGACAAUUUUAUCAGUCUCACUCAUAAGAAGCACAUAAUCUCAAUAAAAUAAAAUAAACAUGAAAAUAUGUUUAAACAAUU